Impatiens glandulifera is the source of this 1107-nucleotide messenger RNA. RefSeq names its product protein phosphatase 2C 3-like. Bases 1 to 1107 code for a protein of 368 amino acids. Lineage: Eukaryota; Viridiplantae; Streptophyta; Magnoliopsida; Ericales; Balsaminaceae. The record is from RefSeq and is a predicted model, not a curated record. Gene Ontology annotation, cellular component: cytosol; nucleus. Gene Ontology annotation, biological process: protein dephosphorylation. The transcript is spliced from 4 exons. Gene Ontology annotation, molecular function: cation binding; protein serine/threonine phosphatase activity.
AUGGCAGAAAUUCCUUCCGGGUUACCUCUUCAGAGGCAGGCAUCGAUGGCGGCACCACCACCGGUCGUGAGGAAGACGAGGACGGCCAGGCGCCGGAGAAUGGAAGUCAGGCGUUUCAAGGUCGAAACGCCGGAAGCUGGGUCCGUCCAAGGAGCUGAGGAUUCGCCGCUGUUUGGUAAGAUAUCGGACUGUGGAAGGAGGAAUGACAUGGAAGAUUAUGUGGCGUUGUAUCCUGGUUUGAUCCAGACAGAUGCUGAAGAAACCAAACCAUUCCACUAUUUCGCUGUCUACGACGGCCAUGGAUGCACUCAUGUGUCGAAGAGGUGCAGAGAUCGAUUUCACUUGCUGGUGAAGGAAGAGCUGGAGACUAAAGGAUGGAAGGAUGAAUGGGUGAAGGCUAUGGAGAAGAGCUUCUUCCGCAUGGAUGAAGAAGCGGUUGCAUGGGUCACGAAUGUUCUCGCAGAUAGAAACUGUCGCUGCGGUCUAAAGGUUCCUGACUGUUACGCCGUCGGUUCAACCGCUGUUGUGGCGAUCCUCACUGCAGACAAGAUCGUCAUCGCUAAUUGCGGAGAUUCCAGAGCCGUCCUCUGCCGUGACGGCAGGGCCGUAGCUCUCUCCAUCGAUCAAAAGCCGGAUCGUCCUGAUGAGCUGAACCGUAUCGAAUCUAUCGGAGGGAGAGUCAUACACUGGGGAGGCGCUAGGGUUUUUGGUGUUCUGGCUAUGUCAAGAGCUAUUGGUGAUCCCUAUCUGAAACCGUAUGUCACCUGUGACCCGGAGAUAACUAUAACUGAGCGGGAUGAAACCGAUGAUUUUCUGAUUUUGGCGUCCGAUGGUCUGUGGGACGUGAUAUCCAACGAGAAGGCUUGUGCAAUUGUAAGGAGGUGUAUGCGAGGAAAGUUUCCGAAGACGGCGGCUGCGAUGGAAGGAGAUUUAUCGUUGUUGUUGUCGGAAGAGGGCAACCUGAACAAGGAUUUCACGUUUGCGUCUAUGGUGUUGGCCAAGCUGGCUAUGGAACGGGGAAGCGAAGAUAACGUCAGCGUGGUGGUGAUAGAUCUCAAAGGAGGGGACCGCAUCAACAACAUACGAGGAGAAGACAAGGAGGAGUGA